Molecule: messenger RNA, 464 nt
Organism: Cylindrotheca closterium
Lineage: Eukaryota; Bacillariophyta; Bacillariophyceae; Bacillariales; Bacillariaceae
Source: the annotation of a GenBank genome assembly
AUGAGUGAGCAAUGCAUACCCGGCAGCAGCUUAACUUGCACACCCUCUGUGAUGAUACCGCAAAUAAAUACGAGACCAUCCCAACAACAACAACACGGCGACGACGACGACGACGACGAUGUGAAAAAUGACGAAAUUCGGGAUCACAGAGGAAGGCUGCGGCAAUCAUCUCAAACCAAAUCCUCUUGGUGGAAUCCCCUCGAAGGAGUCUUGGGCACCUUUAUAGGAGUACCAGAAGAAACAAAGGAAGAAGUAGAACAGAGAAAGCAGGAGAAGGAACAACAAUUGCAGCAACAGGCAGCGCAAAUGGAAGUCGACCUGAAAGAACAAAUGGAAGUCGACCUGAAAGAACAAAUGGAACUCCAGGAAGAAGAAGAGCAGAUGGAACUCGAACGACUUGGGAGCCAACUGGAGAGGAAGAAAAAAUACGACCAAGAAGAGACCUCUUGGUGGGAUGCCUUUGA